UAAGCCGGUUGCCGAACGUCGGCUAGCUCAGUUUUGGCCAAGAUGAGAAACCGCUGCUGUGUCUGGGCUUUGCUGGCUCUUGGUAUGUGCCUGCUGGCCACCAGGGCCAUGAGUGAGACCAUGAUCGAAGUGGAUGAGAAUGGUGAUGAAUACGAACUGAAGCGAUUCUACAUUCAGGGAAGACAAUUGAAGGGUGAUGGCAGUCAAUCGCAGUGUGUGGUCACCAGGAGAAAGCGUUCGGGUCGUGCCCUUCAAUCGGGCGCAGGAUCAGCAUCAGCUGCAGCAGCCACUGUAUCGGUUAGUUCGCAACCUUUGAAUGUGGAGAGUCUGCCAGCGAAGGAACAUCGUGAAGGAGGAGCUGUUCUCCAGGAGGUGGAGAAUAGCAAUAGGCGUUAUGUGGCCCUAACGGGUGUUCAUUUGGAAUCUCCACUUCCUCAAGAUCUUGUUCACAAUCUAGAGGAUGAGGAAUUGGAUGAGGAGCUGAAUGAUGACGACGAGGAUGAUGAUGAUAAUAAUGAUGAUGUUCAGGAAGUGCAAUCCUCAAAGGGACAGUCGAACUAUGUACCCGCUGCCUUGGCUUUGCCAUUGCAAAGUCAAUCAACUGCUGCCCAUCUGAACCAGGGAGUCAGCGUGGUCGCCAAUGCUGCCAGCCAUGCCAAUGUUGCCGAAGAUGCUGGCAUUGUUGUUGUCCAAUCGCAUCAGCCACCCAAAGUCAAUCCCGAUACCCAUGCCGUUUUCGAACUGAAACCCGUUCAAUCGGAUGUCGAUCAUCAUCAGUCAUCGAAUGGUGUCAGUUUCUAUCAUCCAUUUGUCCAGCCAUGGGAGGUGGUGGAUCAGCAUGAGGAUGACUAUGAUGAGGAUGAUUACGAUGAAGAGGACUACGAUGAUUUCUACUAUGGAAAUGGCUACUACAGAGAUCAGCCAGGCUUCCAUAAUCUUGGUGCUUACGAAGAGCACAUUAUCAGUGAGGAUGAGCCCGUAACCACCAUUGCCAGUUGGACAACUGGUGACGAUGACAGCGAUAUUCGUCCUGUUCCCAACAAGCGACCCAAUCAGAAGAACAAGAAUAAGAACAAGAAGAAUCAGAAGAAUAAGAAUCAGAACCAGAAGAAUAAGCGUCAGCAGCAGAAGAAACGCAAGCAGGAAUCUCAAAAUGAAGAACAGCCCGUGAGGAGGAGGCAGGAGCAAAAGAAGAAGCAACAGCAGCAGCAUCAGGAUAAAGAUCAAAAGAAGAAACAGGAUAAGGAUCAAAAGAAGAAGAAGCCUGAGGAGAAUCAAGAUCAGGAGGAGAACAUGGAGAAUCUUACCCCCGUCGAGGUGAUCAAGAAGCCAGUUACUACGGAAUCUUCAGCUACAGUUGGUGCCUCUUCUACAAGCAGCAACAGCAAUACCGUUUCUUCCAGCAGCAAUUCUUCGGGUAGCAAUUCUACGGAUAAGAAGAAAAAGAAGAAGAAGCGCCCCAGCAGCUCUAGCAGCAGCAGCAGCAGCAGUCUCAGCCAACGUAAAACCAAGAAGAAGAAGAAGCAAUCUACCAGCAGCAGCAGCAGCCUCAGCAUUUCUACAACCAAUAAGCGCCGACGACCUAGCAGCACCUCUUCUAGCUAUUCCGGCAGCAGCAGUUCCUCCAUCGGAGGCUAUCGUCGCCGUCGUCCCCAACAGCAACAACAACAGCAGUUGCAGCAGCAACGUCGCCGCAAAACGCAACAGCAACAGAAACGCCGUCGCCAGCAGCAACAACAACAACAGAAACGAAGACGCCAACAACAACGCCGGCGAUUACGCAAUAAGAAUCGUCAAUUCUACGGCGAUGAACCCAUUAUAAAUUGCAUUUACAUCAACAAGGAUCCACCGACAACAACCACUACGGCUCGUCCCUUCUGGAAUAUCCUGGGCAGACAAUCAGAAUCGGAAGUCAAAUCCAAUCCGGAAUCUACUGUAGCCUCUUCGGAUGAAUCCCAAGUGGAUCCUGUGGCCCAGCAGGCUGUUCUUCAGGCAGUGCGUCGCAACUUUGGCGAUUUCGGUGGACGAAAGCGUACCAAUUUGCGUUUCGUGUCUUAGAUGACCAGCUAUAUAUAGUCUCCAUAAGUUCACAUUUUUUUUUUUUUGCGCCUAUUUAUUUAUUUAUUGUAACUAUCAAGUAUAAUUAUUUUUUUUUGAUUGAUUGAACUCGCGAUGAAAGUUUCAGUUUAGAGAACCUGUGAGAGUCCUUUGUGUGUGUGGACAACUUAUUUGGGGGGCGUUGCAUUUGGUUUUAUUGAUUUCUAACCGAAAAGGGGGUGGAAGGCAUUGCAGGACAGGUCAGAAGAGAAAAGAACAGGUGUGUAACCUGAAUCUGUCGCCCCCUGAAUACUAUAU
Drosophila eugracilis is the source of this 2355-nucleotide messenger RNA. RefSeq lists its product as uncharacterized. Lineage: Eukaryota; Metazoa; Arthropoda; Insecta; Diptera; Drosophilidae. The record is from RefSeq and is a predicted model, not a curated record. The coding region runs from base 43 to 2058 and encodes 671 amino acids. The transcript has a single exon.